Molecule: messenger RNA, 405 nt
Organism: Puccinia graminis f. sp. tritici CRL 75-36-700-3
Lineage: Eukaryota; Fungi; Basidiomycota; Pucciniomycetes; Pucciniales; Pucciniaceae
Exons: 2
Coding region: 1-405 (134 amino acids)
Source: RefSeq, a predicted model, not a curated record
AUGAGAGCCCCGGACCUCGGAGCGGUUGGCGCCAUGCAAAUGCAGGGAUGGGCCACUCCUGGCCACUCGCAUACACAACGCCCCGGGAAGAGUUGCGUUGACUUGUGUAGAGUUCCAUUGUCCGGCGGGUACAUGGCGGUGCCUAAACCCAUUUCUCAUGAGUCUCCCUUGACAGAAACCCAGGGCCGAGAUUCGAGGAGGCGGCAAUCGGCAUGCUUGGUUCGGGGCGGUGAAAAGCCAAGUUUGGGCGAUUGGCCUGACUCGAUCGAAUGCACCGACGGAGAAGAUCUUUCUCGUCAAUUACCCCCGGCUUGUAAUUUUGACAACAGAGCUGUGGCGCCCAGGGAGACUCUGACUGCUCGGAAGACCAUGAGCCAUUUGUUUGAUAUGGUAGCUGAUAUGUAA